AAUGUUUCACUGGACAUCCCACUGAUCUCAUUUUCUGCCUGAGGAAGUGUCCGAUAGAAGGGCCCAUUCACCAUGGCGGCACAGCCAGCCGUAAGCCAAGGAUCUACUCUUUUUGACUCAGACAACGAGGAUGGACGGGUUUUCAAGGUAAACACGAAGUACGCCAAAGAGUACGAGUCCCGGAAACAAAAAGAGGAGUUGAGGCGAGUGCAGUUUCAAGGUGAUGAUGACGAUGGCGAGAGUACUGACUCUUCUGAAGACGAAGACGCAGAACUCCUUACUGCCAAGCUGGACACGAAUAUAAUAAAGACGAUUAAUAUACUGCGAAGCAAAGACUCUCGUAUUUACGACCCUUCCGUAAAUUUCUUCGACAACGCAGAAGACAGUGAAGAGGACUCACUGCCUACGAAAGAGUCAAAGUCGAAACCGAAGCGCUACAAGGAUGUUGUCAGAGAACAGAUAUUGAAACAAAUGGACGAAGAUGUGCCAAUUGGAGAAGAAAACGAUAAUGAUUACGGGGUUCUGGCAUCCGACGAAGCGAAAUCUCGACUCGCCUACGACAAUCGCCAGCAAGAACUACGAAAAGCCUUCGUCGACUCCACGACCGGCAAAAAGGGCUAUGGCAUCGAUGACGACGGAGAAGAUAGCGACGAUGAUUCGGAUACCUUCUUAGUUGUUAAGAAAGUUAGCAAAGGAAUUACGGAAGACGAAGAUACCGCAGAAGCCCGUCAGGAAUUUUUACAAGAGAUGGAAAAGCUUGAAAAGACGGCGCGCGACGACAACCGCGAUUUCGUCGACCCAAAAGGCGAAGUAAAAGACGGCGAACGCUUUUUGCUUGAUUUUUUCAAGCGACGUAAUUGGCUAGAGAGAGAUAAUGGAGAUAGCGGGCCGGACGGAAAUAGCAUAAAGGGCAUUCAACCCCCCAGACCGAUUGCGGGCGAUGGAAACGAAUCAGAGAACUCACUGGAACAGCUGCACAAGACGGACGACUUUGAAGCGCAGUAUAACUUCAGAUUUGAAGAAGCUGCAGCGAAAUCACAGUCAGGUGCGGAUUUCUCAAUCAUCGGUUACGCCCGCGGGCAAACAAUGAAUACGCUCCGUCGUAAAGACGAAAGUCGUAGAGAUAAAAGAUUGAGUCGUAAAGAUCGCAAAGUAGCUGAUCGAACAGCCAAAGAAGAGCAGCUGAAGCGCCUGAAAAAUGCCAAGAGACAAGAAAUGGAAGGAAAAUUGAAGCAAGUUAAGUCAGUUCUUGGUGAGGUUGAAAAUCGUGGCGAAGCAGUGGACGAGGCUGCAAUUCUGAAAUUGCUCGAGGGUGAUUUUGAUCCUGAAGAAUUUGAGGUACUGAUGGAGAAAACGUACGGCGAAGAUUUUUACGGAAAAGAAGAUUCGGAAUGGCAGAAUGAUAAGGACGUGCGGGAGUCCUUAAAGCACGAUGAGGACGGCGACCUUCUCGUUGGCGAGGGUGACUCCGACGGUGGCUUAUACGAUAACGUCGAAGAGGAUACCGAAAGCUACAAAGAUGGUCACGAAACGCCGGCCGAUGAAAACGACGAAGAAGGAUGGCCAGAGGAAGAAGAAGUUAGAGAAGAAAUAGAAGAGACAGAGCUGGAAAGAACUGUGAAAUUAAAAGUGGAAAACGAGCUAUACAAACUGGACUACGAAGACAUUGUUGCAGAUAUUCCCACUCGAUUUAAGUACCGUCAGGUUGAAGCCAAUAAUUUUGGGCUCUCUACGGAAGAGAUUCUGCUAGCCCGGGAUACCACGUUGAAGCAGUUUGUUUCUCUGAAAAAACUGGCGCCUUAUAACGAAGCCGGUGAGCAUUUUGUGGGCAGUAGGAAACGGAGACGAUUCCGCGAUUUGCUCAAGCAAGAGUUGGAAGAGACCGUAAAAAGCUCCAAAGCUGUGGCGGAAGAAGGCGCCGACGAACCGGCAAUGGAGGAUCGAACGCAAACGAAAAAACGUCGCCGCCUGAAGAAAGGAAAGAAGGCUGAAAACGUACCUGGAGAUGCUACCGGUACGGCCAAUUCUGACAUUUUGGAAAGAUCGGAGGAGACCGACGAGGGGCCGAAAACGAAGCGGCGGCGAAGAAAGAAGCUGAAAAAAGAAGAACUAACCGAUGGCAAUCUCGAGAAGACGGAGAAAAAGACGAACAAGCAUAGUAUCAAGGCAAGGCUUGAGUCCGAAGCUCAAGAAGAAAACAAGGUUGAUAAACGAAAUCACCACACCAAGAAGCCAAGGCACAAGAAAAAAAAGUCCGGGAUUGAAGGAGUAUCGCAUUCUCGACUUGAAUCGUAUGGGCUAUAGAUUUGUAAAUCUAGACGACCUGUCUUUACAGUU
Molecule: messenger RNA, 2337 nt
Organism: Phaeodactylum tricornutum CCAP 1055/1
Lineage: Eukaryota; Bacillariophyta; Bacillariophyceae; Surirellales; Neidiaceae
Exons: 1
Coding region: 73-2304 (743 amino acids)
Biological process (GO): endonucleolytic cleavage in ITS1 to separate SSU-rRNA from 5.8S rRNA and LSU-rRNA from tricistronic rRNA transcript (SSU-rRNA, 5.8S rRNA, LSU-rRNA)
Cellular component (GO): nucleolus; 90S preribosome
Source: RefSeq, a predicted model, not a curated record